Messenger RNA from Fraxinus pennsylvanica, 327 nucleotides. Lineage: Eukaryota; Viridiplantae; Streptophyta; Magnoliopsida; Lamiales; Oleaceae. The record is from the annotation of a GenBank genome assembly.
AUGAGCAGCGAUGAGCGUCGAUGCUUCAUGGUGGUCGGAGCUUUGGCGAUUGUGGUGGCUGAUCUGCGAGGUUGUGGCGAUGGUGGUGGAUCUGGUGGGUUGGGAUGCGAUGGUGGUGGUGGUGGUUUUGGCUGCGGGGGUUUCAAUGGCUCCCAUUUGUUACAAAUCCACGUUUUCCCGUUUGAGGACUUAAAGUUUGAUCCACUACUGCCACUACCUCCACAACAAGCACCUCCCAAAUUUAUUGUCACACUUUCUCAGGCUCUAGACUGUUCAUCACGAAGGAAAGAGCAAUUCUCACCAUACGGACAUCCUUUCUCUGUAUAG